AUGUCGAUUACAAUUCUCUUCCUUCUGAGCUCCAUCGUCCAUCAGGCAUUGGCGGGGAACUGCCAGACCGUGCCAGCCAAUGUCACCUGGCCGCCAGUUCAAGAAGCCACGGAAAGUGACUAUGGCGGCUAUCGAUGCCCCUGUUGUAUGCUGAAUUGCUACUUUGACGGCACGAAGAAUCAAUGCUAUCCGACCAAGGACUACGAGCCGUUUUGCCCUGAUUUACCCGCCACCAUCACCUGGGCUCCGGAAGAGCCUGCCUAUUACGAUGCGUAUGGCAGUGUAGCGGGAAUCAAGUGUAAGAAAGGACUCCAUUGCUAUUAUGAUGGAUCGAUGAAUCAGUGCUACAUGUCGGAGGAAGCAAUGGCCGAUUGCCCCCCCGUUGCCGGCGAGUGUCACCUGGCAGCCAUACGGCGAGGCUCGCCACGAGCAGUACGACGACAACAAGAGGGUGAAUGUGCACCAAAGCCCGACUAUGUCACCGUGCCGCCAACCAGUCGUGCAACGGCGGGACGUUGUCCAGAAGACUAUGCUUGCUACCGCGUCGGUGGAGUCAACGAGUGUUAUUGCCAUGACACCACCAACAAGACCGAUUGCUAUCAACACUCUUUCGGUUCCCAUACGGCGAUGACGUGCUACCAUAAGCGCAACCAAUGUGCCCGCACAUGUGGCUGGUGCAUU
This is a messenger RNA of Mesorhabditis belari, 681 nucleotides long. The record is from the annotation of a GenBank genome assembly. Lineage: Eukaryota; Metazoa; Nematoda; Chromadorea; Rhabditida; Rhabditidae.